AUGAAGCACGAAGCGCUAGACCCGGUCAACGAGGGUGAUAAUGUAAACAACAAUCUCGCUGACGCCGAUAUUGCCAAUGCCAGCGACAACGCGAACCUUCCUGCUCCCACUUCCAUGGGCUUGGCCAGCCAGAAUGUCAACACCUCUCCCGACGCUGUACAUGGACGGCUUACUACUAUCACAACCCAAAAUGCUGCUUCAGCUAGCGGUGAGCAUCGACAGCUUCAUGGCGACGGACGUUCCGCAUCAGCUACUAGCGCCAAGAAGCCUGCUGUAGCAGCAGCAGCAGCUCCAUUCGGCGGCCGGCUACGAGUGCGGGACCCUUUUUCUGGCCGACUCGUUCGGGUACCCCAAUACCCGCCGGGCUACUGGACCCAUGGGUGGUACGUCUGUGAGGUUCCAGGAUGCGGCCGUCGGUUCACGCUCAGGAGCUCGCGCGAUCGUCACUACCAGACUCAGCACCCCGUUACGAACUGA
This is a messenger RNA of Colletotrichum abscissum, 477 nucleotides long. RefSeq lists its product as uncharacterized. The record is from RefSeq and is a predicted model, not a curated record. The transcript is spliced from 2 exons. Bases 1 to 477 code for a protein of 158 amino acids. Lineage: Eukaryota; Fungi; Ascomycota; Sordariomycetes; Glomerellales; Glomerellaceae.